Messenger RNA from Prorocentrum cordatum, 3300 nucleotides. Lineage: Eukaryota; Dinophyceae; Prorocentrales; Prorocentraceae. The record is from the annotation of a GenBank genome assembly.
AUGGGCGGGGGCCCCACGGCCUCGACAAGCUACUGCACGGACGAGUUCGCCCGGAGGGCCGCGCGGGCCAUGACCGAGGAAGCCGCCCCGGACUAUCACGAGGUCCUAAGGAGCAUGUCCCAGGAAAAUGAGACCGACAGGCGCGCUUUGGCGGGGCAACAGGAGUCGACCUCGCCCGCUGCGGACCCUGAUUCCAAGGAGUACCAUAAGAUCAUGCAAUGGCUCACAUCUGCGCACCGAGGGUCCGGUCACAGCUCCAAGGUGUCCAUGCUGAAUGACUUUCACUGCGAGGCGCGCGAGGGGGCGACCAACCGCCGCCCGACGCACCCGCCCGUCAGUCUCGAGGCCAUGCCCCCGAAGUGGAAGCAGAUCCAGGCGGACCAGUUCGAGUGGGAGCACCCCCGGACGAAGCUCAAGGCCAAGUUUUCGCUGAUCGUCGACGAGAGCUGCAAGGUCCGGGUCACUAAGUUAUUGUACCACAUGGUGGGCCAGGACCGCCACAGGAAUCCCGUCUGGGUAGACCUCAAGAGCUUCUACGAAGAAAGGUGGCUGCCGUACUUCGGAAAGCCGCAGCGCGUGAAGGUGGAUCCCGAGGGCUCCUGGAUGUCCAAGCAGGCCGCCCAGCAUUUUGACUCGCACUCCAUCGGGUACGAGCCGAUCCCCGGCCAGGCUCACUGGCACAUCUCCUUCGCUGAAGAGGCGAUCCAGGCAGCCGCGGGGACUAUGGGCAAGCUCGUGACCGAGAACCCGGAUAUGUCCACCGAAGAGGCCCUGGCCUGCGCCACAGCAGCCGGGAUUUCUCGAGAGGAGUACCUGGGGCAGGUGCACCUGCGUCGCCUGAGCCAGGCAGAGAACGCCAAGAACCAGUCGCUCAAGGCCGCGGCGCCCGGCAUGUGGGCGCGCUAUUUCCGCGAGGAGAAGGGCGAGGUGAAGGGCCGAUUCAAAGGGCUUGCGCGGGUGCUCGCAGCGGAGACUAACCGGCCCGUAGACGGUGACCUUGGAGCAAACCAGACAUUGCAUCCAGGUCGUGCAGGACCUGUGGUCUGGUUGGUCCGGGCAGGGCGCAUCAUCAAGGUGGAUGUAUGCCAGGUCCGGGCUGCUUCCGCGCGGGGGAUCGCCUGCGCCGAGCUCAUGGCGGGCAAGGACACGCCCUGGACCGUGAACACAUUCAUGAAUCAGGCGACGCGGCAGGAGUACCUGGACUUCUCGGGGCACGACCCCACAGAGCAAGACGAGGAACUCGCAUCCUGGGAGGGGGCCAAGUCCGAGCGCAGCCAGAACCCUGUGCGCAAGGCAAUUCGGAAGAAGGCCCCACCGCCAGGAGGAGUGGCCAGCAUCGCGAAGGCAGCCCGGGCUGCACAGACGGAGGAUGCCAUGAUGGAAAGGGCUGCCCUCAUGGCCAAGGCAUCUCCAGACGCCCGGUCUUUCUGGGCACGGCAGGGGACAUCCCUGGAGAUCUCGGUCGAGUUGCCCCUGGCGGGAAAGCCCAUGAAGCAGGCCACGAGGCACUUGAGCACCUACAUGGUGGAAAAGUUCAGCGUCGCCAAGGCCGCCGAGGUGAGCAAGUUUGCGAUAUCCUCCGCGCUCGAAUCCUCGCCACCAGGAGUCGCUCCGCCACCAGAGGAUGCGAUGCGCACGCGGUGGAUCCUGGAGUGGAAGAUGGGCGAGGCGACGAGCGAGAAGAAGCCCAAGGCCCAGAUCGUGGUCCUAGGUUACAUGGACCCUGAGUACGAGCACCGGCCAACGACCGCUCCAACAAUGACCAGGUCCUCCCGGCACCUGGUGCCGCAGGCUAUGGCGUGGCUCGGGUUCAAGGGAUACAAGGCGGAUGUGACAGGAGCAUUCGCCCAGAACCGGGAGAUCAAGCACGACCUGUUUGCGAUGCCCGUGAAGGAGCUUGCUGUCGCCCUGGGUAUGCCCGAAGGGGUUGCGAUGAGGCUGCGGAAGGCCGUCUAUGGGCUCGUGGAGGCAGCGAUCGAGUUGUUCAUGACGGUGAGCGAGGCCCUGGAGGAGUUCGGCUGGACGCAGAUGAAGAUGGACCCAUGCGUUUGGGUGCGCUACGGUCAUUCCCACGGCCAGGACAACAGCUUCACUAAGGAGGCCCUAGGCCAGUUCAUCGGAGCCGAGGUGUUGGGCGAGCUGGUCGCGGCGAGGGGUGACCUGGAUAUUGUGGCUAUUGCGGGGUCCCACGUGGAUGACUUCUUGCCCGGGGGGAAGGAGACGGACCCCAGGUGGAUCGAAGCCCGGAAGAAGAUCGAAGAACGGUUCAAGUGGAAGGCAUGGGGGACCGACGAGUUCAUGCAGACGGGUGUCCGUAUCCGGCAGCUGCCAGAUAUGAGGUUCAAGAUGGACCAAAGCGAGCAUGCGAAGACCAUCGAGAAAGCAGUCGUGAGCCCGGAGCGGAAGAGGAACAAGGACGCCCCGACCACAGACAAGGAGAAGGGGCAGCUAAGGGCAAUCCUGGGGGCAAUCGGCUGGCGCUCAGAGCAGUCCGGCCCCGUGCACUCGGCGGGCGCCAGCCUGUUGCUCAGCACGAUGCCACCAUCCACCGUGCAGACCCUCCUGGGCACGAACCGCCCGGUGCACAGGGCACGGGAAGGAGCCGACCUCCCCGUGGUCAUCCACAGCCAUUCCAACGCGCAAGUAAUUGUCCCCAUCGAGUGGUCAGAUUCUUCAGAAGUGAACCGCCCCGACGGAAAAUCCACCAAGGGACUUGUCGCAGGGAUGGCCCCACUCCGCAUCCUGCAGGGAGACGAGUCAGACGUGAGCAUGAUCUCUUGGAAGUCAGGAAAGAUUGACCGAGGGUGCCGGAGCUCCGUAUCAUGUGAGACCCGAUCAGCCGUGGACGGUGAAGAUGAACUGUUCGGGGUCAAGCUUCAGAGGCUGGAGAUCCUCGGCAACCAGAUUGACUGGCGCAACCCGGAAGGGACCCUAUGCCAGCUACCCGCCGCCCUCGUGGUGGACGCCAAGGGGCUCUACGACAAGCUGCAGACUACGGUGCGCACGUUCCCGGGCAAGGAGAAGAGGACGGACGUGGAGGCCAUGACCUUAAAGGAGGGAGCGACAGCGUCCAACAACUGGGUGCUGUGUGUACACGGUGACGCUCAGCUGGCGAACUCUUUGACCAAAGGGCACGAGCCUGGACAGCUGAGGAUGUACUACAGCAGUGGCCACAGGUGGAGGCUGGUCUACGAUGCCAAGUACCAGAGUGCCAAGAAACGGAAGGCCGCAGGGGCAAGAGACGGUGCCGCGUACGCUGCGACAGGUACGGAAACCAAUCCUGUGGGUUUCCCAGAGUAA